AUGUACUCUAUUAAGUUUUUAUUGUUGCUGAUAGGUUUGUGCUUAGCAGCUGAUAGCAAGCUAAGUCGAUCAGACGAAGCGGCAGUGACUGAAGAAAGGAUACAAAAUGAACUAGUUGAAGUCUAUAAAGAGCGUAUUUGCCAUAUUGAUGUGAUCCGGAAGACAUUCGGUGAUAUUUUGGGGAAAGUAUGUGACAAAUGUGAUAUUGAUAAAAUGUACUCGCUCAAAAAUAUGGAAGAGGAGCUUUUGAAUUUUCAUAACGCAACAGACAAUUAUCUCGCAGGGCUAGGCAAGACCGGUGAUCAAUUAAAUAAGGAUCCAAAAAUCGAUCAGGAAACGGUUAACUUGUUGGUAGAAUCAACAAGAAAGUACCUCAAGUAUGCAGAUAUUGCAUUUAAUAAAUUAUGUAGCGCUCUUUCCCUUGAAACCGAAGAAUAUACUAAAUAUCAGAAAAGUGUGGAGGCGCUUAAAAAGGAUGUUGAUUUGAAGGAAGUGUUUGAAACACAAGAAGGAGGCGCAUUUGAAUUGACAAAAAGUACCAUUGAGCUGUUACUCGAACUUUUGGAUAGUUUAAAUGACGCAAUGAAGAAAGAUGUUGUAGCUAGGCUUGAUGAACUGUCGAAAUAUGCAUCUAAGGAUGAAAGCAGAGAGGCGAAAAGUGACAUUAAGGAAGAAGUGGGGAAGCUUAGUUUAGAAGAUACUAAAGAUGGCGAAGGUGAAUAUACGUCACUUGCUACUAAUCCAAAGCAAUGAUUUUCGAUUCAGGCAUAGUUGUUCUCGCCUAUUAAUUAAAAAUUAAGUUAAGUAA
This is a messenger RNA of Vavraia culicis subsp. floridensis, 808 nucleotides long. RefSeq lists its product as uncharacterized. The record is from RefSeq and is a predicted model, not a curated record. Lineage: Eukaryota; Fungi; Microsporidia; Pleistophoridae. The coding region runs from base 1 to 753 and encodes 250 amino acids. The transcript has a single exon.